This is a messenger RNA of Danio aesculapii, 4373 nucleotides long. RefSeq names its product AT rich interactive domain 5A (MRF1-like) (gene arid5a). The record is from RefSeq and is a predicted model, not a curated record. Gene Ontology annotation, cellular component: nucleus. The transcript has 7 exons. Gene Ontology annotation, molecular function: transcription cis-regulatory region binding. NCBI's taxonomy places the organism in Eukaryota, Metazoa, Chordata, Actinopteri, Cypriniformes, Danionidae. Gene Ontology annotation, biological process: regulation of transcription by RNA polymerase II. Bases 55 to 1815 code for a protein of 586 amino acids.
ACCACGACAAUAAACGCUGCUCAAAUCACCAUCUGCGGGCGACGAGCUUCAAAAAUGGUGUUGGACCCUCGAGGAGAGGUCGAUGCUGCUGAAGGAGAACUUGAAGACUGUGAGACGAAAAACCAGGAGCUAAAUUCACCAAACCAGACCAAUGGGGAGAUGGAGAGCCUAACAUCCACCAAAAGCAGCGAGGAAAAUUCCAGAAGCGACCAAUCAGAGAGUGAAGAACGAACCUUCGUCAGCAAUCUCUACUGUUUUAUGAAGGAAAGAAACACACCGAUAGAGAGGAUUCCUCAUCUGGGCUUUAAACAGAUCAACCUGUGGAAAAUCUACAAAGCUGUGGAGACACUUGGAGGAUAUGAUGCGGUAACAGCGAGGAGGCAGUGGAAGAACGUGUAUGACGAGUUGGGUGGUAGUCCAGGCAGUACAAGCGCAGCCACCUGCACGCGCAGACAUUAUGAAAGGUUGGUUUUGCCCUUUGAGCGGCAGCUGAGAGGAGAGGAGGACAAACCGUUGCCACCGUCCAAACCUCGCAAACAGUACAAGAGGAGCCCUGAGAACAGGGGGAGCAAACCAGAGAGCAAGAAGAAGAGGAAGAUGGAGAGAGACGAGAGCGAGGAGAAAAUGUUGUCCGAUCACCACUGUGACAGAGGCAGGUGUUCCCAUCACAGUCCAUGGCUGAUAUCCUCUGAUCGCCUCGACUCUGAGCACACAUCCACAGCUUCAAUCCUUGGCGUGAGCUCCAGGGAGAACCCGCUCCUCCAGACCCCUGGCCCAUCCGAGGUCAUCUCCCCCCUGGAGAAGAAGAAGCGUCUGGCUCAGGCUAGCCUCACUAUCCCUGCCUCAGAGGACGCUGGAGAACUUGAGCGACCCUCCGUUAUCCACAUAUCCCAUUCUUCCCAGUCUAACCCUCGCGGUCGCCACUCCUCUGAUGGGUCUCCUGUCCCCGUCUCCUCUCCGUCAGGAUCCCCAUCCCGAAGCUCCUCUCCGUACUCCGUCUCGUCCGAGGACUGCAUAGCCGUCACGACUCAAAAGUCUCCCGCUAAAGAGCCUGAAAACAAAACAGCGUCUCGUUUACCAGCUCUCUCCACAUCCAAAGCUGUCAGCACCGGAGUUUGCAAACCGCUCAGCUGUUACCCCAACACCAAAGAACUCACCAACUAUCCCCGCUUACAUUAUAGAGAGUUCCUGCAAGCUGGCGCAACAGAAAAGACCCAGAGGAGUCUUUUAGCAUGGACCUCUGAUGAUAAAUCCAGACUUGCAUCCCACAGACUGCCCUUGCCAGCCUACACCAAACAAUACUGGGUCCCUCAUGCCUCUAGCUUCUCCAAGGUCUUGCCCCGGGAUCCCUGCAGGCCCGUGUCAUCACUACAGCCCUCUUUUAAACAGCACAUGUCCUACCACCAGCACCUCCUAAAGAGGCCUGAUGAAGCCUACUUGAAGAAGAUGCCAGUAUCUUCUCCGAUUCGCAUUACGGACAGGAAAGAGAAGGCAAAGACGGCGCUGCCCAAACCUCUGCCUACCCAGCAGUACCUCUUCCACCCGCAUGGUGGACUUACGGUGCCCUAUCAGCCAGCUUUAGAGAGACUUCGAGGAGACCUGUCGGUUGAACAAUUAAAAGCUCUACCUCUGCAGCCCGUCCUUUUUCCAGCACAUCUGUCAAUUCCUCCUGCUCAGAGCCACUCUAUGCAUUGCCCGCCAGUGGGAACCCACUUUCCUGGGUCAUACGAGGCCGCUUUGCCCUCGUACAAUUACCCGCUGCCAAUCUGGCAUCCGCCUGCUGGAUACAACAUGUCAAGCCUGCAACCGUACUGAACUAUUCUCAGUGCUUGGACACUUACUUUUGAGACGUGCUUGUAUACAAUUCCUCACACAUACCACUUGAAACUAAAAUAGUCAUUAAUACAGUUAGAAAAGGCUUAAGCCAAUUACAGGGGUGUUUAUAGUGAGCUGUUUACAUGAAUCUUGUGAAAUAAAAGCCAACUUACAUAACUUACAAACGCACAAGCACUCUUGUCAGAAUUUGAGGGUUAAAAGCUAGUCUAGAGCGCCAUCUGUUGUUUAAAAUUAGUCUAGAGCGUUGUCUGUUGUUUAAAACUAGCCUAGAGCACCAUCUCUUGUAAAAAAUUAGCCUAGAGCACUGUCUGCUGUUAAAAACUAACCUAGAGUGCCAUCUGCUGUUUAUAAACUAGCCUAGAGCAACAUUUGAUGUUUAUAAACUAGCCUAGAGCAAUGUUUGAUGUUUAUAAUUUAGCCUAGAGCGCCACUUGCUCUUAAAAAUGAGCCUAGAAUGCAAUCUGCUGUUAAAAACUAGCCUAGAGCACCAUCUGCUGUUUAUAAACUAGCCUAGAGCAAAGUUUUAUGUUUAUAAACUAGCCUAGAGCAACGUUUGAUGUUUAUAAACUAGCCUAGAGCAACGUUUGAUGUUUAUAAACUAGCCUAGAGCAACGUUUGAUGUUUAUAAACUAGCCUAGAGCGCCAUUUGCUCUUAAAAAUCAGCCUACAACGCAAUCUGCUGUUAAAAACUAGCCUAGAGCACCAUCUCUUCUUUAAAACUAGCCUAGAGCGCCAUCUCUUCUUUAAAACUAGCCUAGAGCAUCAUCUACUGUUUAAAACUAGCCUAGAGCACCGUCUGCUGUUAAAAACUAACCUAGAGCAACGUUUGCUGUUUAUAAACUAGCCUAGAGCGCCCUCUGCUGUAAAAACUAGCCCAGAGCGCUGUCUGAUGUUUAUAAACUAGUCUAGAGUACCAUCUGCUGUUUAAAACCUAGCCUAGAGCGCCCUCCGCUGUUAAAACCUAGCCUAGAGCGCCCUCUGCUGUUAAAAACUAGCCCAGAGCGCUGUCUGAUGUUUAUAAACUAGUCUAGAGUACCAUCUGCUGUUUAAAACCUAGCCUAGAGCGCCCUCCGCUGUUAAAACCUAGCCUAGAGCAACCUCUGCUGUUAAAAACUAGCCUAGAGCGCCCUCUGCUGUUAAAAACUAGCCUAGAGCACCCUCUGCUGUUAAAAACUAGCCCAGAGCGCUGUCUGAUGUUUAUAAACUAGCCUAGAGUACCAUCUGCUGUUUAAAACCUAGCCUAGAGCGCCCUCUGCUGUUAAAAACUAGCCCAGAGCGCUGUCUGAUGUUUAUAACCUAGCCUAGAGUAACAUCUGCUUUUUAAAACCUAGCCUAGAGAGCCCGCCGCUGUUAUAACCUAGCCUAAAGUGCCCUCCGCUGUUAAAACCUAGCCUAGAGCGCCCUCUGCUAUUAAAAACUAGCCUAGAGCGCCGCUGCUGUUUAAAACUAGCCUAGUGCAACGUUUGCUGUUUAUAAACUAGCUUAGAGCGCCAUUUGCUGUUAAAGUGAAGCUCAGAAUCAGUUCAAGAGAGAAUAAUAAUGUUCUCAUAAGUGAUUUCUCGAACUCUUUUUUUUUUCAUCACAUCACUAUCUUAGUCGUUGUGUUCCAAAGAAAUAUAGCUUAAACUUUAACUUAAGUUCAAAACUGGGUAUUGAUGGUGUUUAUGAUGGUGUAGACCUUUAAAAAGUGACUAUAAACUGUGGUACUUUCUGUAUAUUUGCAUAUCAUUCUUGGUUUCCCUUAUUUUAAACCUAUUUGUAUAUGUUUGAGAGUAAUUCUUGCUAACAUGGCAUUAAAAUUACGUUUCAUUUAUUGUUAACUGCGCAGAUUGUUCGAUUAUUAGAGCUAAAAAUAUACUAAAUCUAAUAACUAUCACCAGGAUGGUAAAAUAAACCAAAGCCCACCUCUCAGAUCUCCAACAACACUCUAGUCACUUUUAGGGUCUCCUGACACAUUUCUGUUGUGAUGUGCGCUGUUUGGAGUGCAUUUCUCUAUUUGCAUGUGUUUUUGCAAUAUAUUCUGUUUGUUUGUUUGUUUUUAUUUGCAUGUGAUUUCUUAAACUGCAGCGCAUUUGAGCCCUCUCAGCCACUGUACUUUUAGCCUUUAUGUUUUUGUUGUUGUUUUUAGAUCAAUACCAACUGAAGUGUUGUUACCUAUGAGGUUAUGUAGCUCGAAUCUCACAAUAUGGCACUGAUCAAACAUGUCAGUGAAUUCGCUGUAAAUCACUUUCGAUGAGUGUCUGAAAUACUGUUUAAAAGUUACAUGUAUCGUUGUGUUGAACGUAGCUGUAUCUGAAGCCUAUAUGCCUAUACGCACGGUACAAUUCAGGGUUCAGAUUCAAUUCGUAAAUGUUAUAUAUGUUUUUUGAUGAGUCAUUAGCAGGACGAGACUGGAAUAUUCAUAUGUAUCCCUUUUUUUGGCACUUGAUAUGGGAUCAGCUUGUUUACUGCUGCACCAAUAAUGUGAAAAUGCCUUAUGUACACUUUGUAUACUGAAUGUAAAAAUAUUUUUGUAUAAAAUAAAUGUCGACAUCACA